AUGUCAUCCACAGCCUGCCGCUCCCGCGCUCUCCUCCCAUGGAUCUCGCUCGCGACUUUCCUCCUCGCCGCGGACGCGAUCGUCUCGCUGGCGCUCGUCUCUUCCAUGGUUGCCUUCCUGCACGGCUUCGGGCGCGGUCCAUUCCAUGUCGUUGCCCCUGACGACGACGGCUCUGGCUCUAAAGCCUUCCUCUUUUCCGGCGAGCCAGUCCAUCUCGUGACAAACACAGGCCAUGUUACCAACGGGGCUGGCGGGACUGCCCUGGUGCUGGUCGGAUUUGGAGGACUGAUUGCAUUGAUUGUAGAGUGGAGGUCUAGGGGGAGGGAUAAGCUUUACCUUUUCUCCUCUGUCAUCUACUCCCUCUGGUGCCUGAUCGCCCUCCUCAGCCUGCUCUUGACCCUCGCGGCCUUGGUUUACGCCGUCGUCGAGACACGUCUCACCUCGUCCGGCCCUGGUGGUCACCAGCCAGGCAUUGACCUGCUAAUUGCAUACGAGCACCAAUAUCCCCAAAAGUACCCUGAUGGAAAAUGGACCCCCGAGACAUGGUACACGGCACUGUUGAGGGAUGUGCCCCUUGGGGGAGAGCUGCCAGUCGCGGAGCACACGAAGCGAGUGAUACGGCAACAUUUGAGUGACGAGAAUGAUGAUGAUGAUUUGUCCAUACCCUCUAUUCUCGACGAGCAAGAACAGGAAUCCCUAAUCCAAACCCUCGCUACCCAAAACGAAUCCCGCAACAUUUCCUUCCAUCGCGUCCUCUUCUUCCUCCCAACCCUCGGCAGCAUCCCUUUUUUUAUCCACCUCCUCACCAUCCUCUUCAGCAGCCGGCACACACACCUCGCCCCAUUUCCCCUCAUCCUCCUCGCCCUGACCUCACUCGGCUCAACCACAUUCCUUCUGCUCCGGUUAGGUAGGACAGAGACGGGGUUCGAUUGGCUGGAUGAAUGGGCUUCGCAGUCUUCUGAGCCGAGUAGUGGUAGAGAAGGCGUAGGUAAUCGCAGGGAGGAUGAGAUCGGCAUCUCCCUCGCCGCAGCACGGAUCAAAGCUAGGAAGCGCCUGGGCAACGCUGCCUCGUCCUCCACAGAUGGCAUCCUGGGGUAUUCAGAUGCCGUGGGAGGUGCCAAGUCGCCUCUGGAGUGGUACUUGCCAUAUUUGAACUUACUGCUUGUGGUGCUGACGCUGGUGAUGGGGCUCUUGGCUGAGGAGAGGGUCAAGAGGGUGAGCGGGGGAGGCGGGGGGAUGAUAAUGGUAUGGCUUGGGGCGUUGCCGGGAGUGGUGUUUGCCGUGGUGAUUGGGGCGAAGGUGAUGAUGGCUGGUGUGAAUCCGGAGAGGGAGUUGAAUGGGUUGAAGUAUGGGUAUAAGGGUGCAUGA
Molecule: messenger RNA, 1368 nt
Organism: Thermochaetoides thermophila DSM 1495
Lineage: Eukaryota; Fungi; Ascomycota; Sordariomycetes; Sordariales; Chaetomiaceae
Product: 40S ribosomal protein s10-like protein
Exons: 4
Coding region: 1-1368 (455 amino acids)
Source: RefSeq, a predicted model, not a curated record